Messenger RNA from Zerene cesonia (dogface butterfly), 1850 nucleotides. RefSeq lists its product as uncharacterized. NCBI's taxonomy places the organism in Eukaryota, Metazoa, Arthropoda, Insecta, Lepidoptera, Pieridae. The record is from RefSeq and is a predicted model, not a curated record. The transcript has 8 exons. Bases 89 to 1117 code for a protein of 342 amino acids.
CAUUUGCCGCUGAUUGUCUUUGUUGACCUGGUAUUUUUUAUUUUAACAGUGAAUGAUCUAAACAGUUUUAAGUUGAAGAAGUGUUAGAAUGGCUAGUGCAGACUUUAGAAAAGACGUAAUGCCAGUUCGCCCACGUAGCGUUUAUACAGCACAUUCAUAUAACCAGGAAGAAUCAAAUCUAUCUGCUUUUCAAGAUUACAGCAAAUUUCUAGAGGGUGGGUUAGGGCAGGCGGAGUUAGUGGGUGCAACUGCAUGGCAGCCUCCAUGGCGGGCGCCAUUGCAACGUAAAGCUCCUUUUUAUCCCGGCGAUGACAUCUAUCACGCCGACACCUGGAGAGAACUUGAGGUAACGGACGUUGUUGGUGGCGCCGGGUACAAUGCGUCGGUAACACCGCACGGUACAAUUUGUCUACGGCUGAGGGAUCGCGUCAAGGUGGACAUGACGAUCGACGGGGCUGUGCGAGUUACAAACGCGAAGAACAACAUAAUUUUGGCGCUCUCCCGCUCCGGGGCAGCGGCUGCCCUCAUUCAUCCGAAUGGUCGAGUGUACCACUAUGGUUCCCGUGUUGAGAUCCAGGCUCGCCAUCAACAAGGGAAUAACAAGUACGCGAAGAUGUGGUACAAGGGCGUGUCGUUCACGGCCGAGCAGUGUGCGCUGGUGUACCUCGUGGACGCUGCCGGGACGCGGACCACCACGGACACUUUCCUGGACAUGAGCCAGGAUUUCACGCUCAAUGUGUUCUACAACAGCGAGUCCCGCCACGGGCCUUCAUACGUGAACGAGGCGCUGUCGCUCCUGCAAGCUGCACAAUACUGGCUCACUGACGACGGCAUCGACAAUUGGAUCAUCAACAAUGUUCGCGUCAGCCAAACCGCCGAUGGACUUGUCAGAAUCCACCGCUGCAGUCAUAAAUACCAGUUGCGUACCAGUCCCAGUAACGGAUCUGCUUCAAUAACUAGCCCCUUUCUGCACUGCACCGCAUCGCUUGGACAGACUCAACAUUUGUUCGUGCGACGCGGCGAGAGGCGAAUGCACUUCGAUGGGAACUCUUUUAUAGUUCGCAACGCUGGCCAUUCAGCCGGCUUCGACGACAAGAAUCAACUAAAGGUGUACUGAACUGACACAUUACUCAUUUCAAUUAUGUAAACCGAUGUUUAAUGUUGUACAGAACAUUUAACUCUCAAUUGCUAUGUCAAACGAUAUUCUGAUAAGGACAAGUCUUUAAAAUUUUAGUGCAUUUCGUUCCUUAUUGCAAACGGCGUUUUACGUUUAUGAGCACCUUUUUAAUAUCGCCAAGUCCAUUUCAUUUUCAACGCAUUUUAACACAUAAUAGUGAAUAAGAUUACAGUAUCAUUUAAGUGUUAGAUCGUCACGUUGUUACUGUUUCUAAUUUGGAGCUUUUUUUAAUUACCAUAUUGUCAAUAGGACGUUGAGAGCAAACAGUGUCAUAUCCUAAAUAUUUUUAUAUACAUAUACGUAUUUUUACAUCUCACUUUUUUAUAAUUUUAUUAUAUUCCUGCGUUGUUUAAACAGUGAACGAUUCAGUUCUUAAAAUAUAUAAACUGAAAAUGAACUUAUCGUUACAAAUGCAACAAAAUGACGCAACGAAUAGUAAGAAAUAGCUUGUAUUUAUUGUAAGUACUCUGUCAGCAAUUUUAAUAAAAGGCUCAGUUUACAAUAAUUUUUUAAUAACAUUCCAUAUUUAUGUUAGAUCUUAACAAAAAUGACUUACAAAGGGACUUGGCGGUUUUUGUAGGUUCAAGUACUUUUAAUGGUAUAGUUUUGUUUCAAAUGGCUUGUCUUGGUUAUUGUUUACAAAAAAUACAAGUAUCGGGUAUCCAAUGCUGUA